Merops nubicus (carmine bee-eater) is the source of this 1068-nucleotide messenger RNA. RefSeq names its product retinoic acid-induced protein 3-like. Lineage: Eukaryota; Metazoa; Chordata; Aves; Coraciiformes; Meropidae. Bases 1 to 1068 code for a protein of 355 amino acids. The transcript is spliced from 3 exons. Gene Ontology annotation, molecular function: protein kinase activator activity; G protein-coupled receptor activity. Gene Ontology annotation, biological process: G protein-coupled receptor signaling pathway. The record is from RefSeq and is a predicted model, not a curated record. Gene Ontology annotation, cellular component: signaling receptor complex; plasma membrane; intracellular membrane-bounded organelle.
AUGACCACGUCACCUCCCCGGGGCUGUGGCAGCAUUGCUGCUGACUAUCACCUGCUGUGUGCCAUGGAGGAGGCCUGGGGCAUCGUCCUGGAGUCCCUGGCUGCGGCGGGCGUCGUCGUCACCAUUUUCCUCAUCUUCUCGCUCUUCUUCCUCAUCUGCAAAGUCCAGGACAACAGCAAGAGGCACAUGAUCUCUGUCUAUUUCUUCUUUCUCCUGGGCACACUUGGCAUUUUUGGUCUCACUUUUGCCUUCAUCAUUAAAUUGAAUCCCAGGACUCUCCCCACUCGUGUCUUCCUGUUUGGAGUCGUCUUUGCUCUGUGCUUCUCGUGCCUCCUCACCCACGCCUGCAACCUCAACAAACUAGUGAGAGGAAGAAAGCCCUUCUCCUGGCUGGUGCUGCUGCUCCUCAUUGUUUCCUUUGCCCUGGUACAAGUUGUGAUCAGCAUCGAGUACUUAGUCACCAUGCUAGUAAACCAGAGAGACAAAUUUCUGAAUAUGCCUCGGGAGGAGCUCAACAAGGACUUUGUCAUGCUUUUGAUCUAUGUGCUCUUCUUGAUGGCUCUGACCUUCCUGGUUUCCAUGUUCACAUUCUGUGGGUCGUACAAAAGCUGGAAGAGGCACGGGGCACACAUCUUUGUCACCAUCCUCUUCUCCAUUGCCAUUUGGGUAGUGUGGAUCACUAUGCUCACAAAAGGCAACAGAGCUUUAAAGAAACCUAGCUGGGAUGAUCCUGUCGUGGCCAUCGCGCUGGUGUCCAAUGGAUGGGUCUUCCUGAUAAUGUAUAUCGUCCCUGAAAUCUGUUUCCUCACUGCUCCUCUGAAGCUGGAGGACUACCCUCCAGAAGAUGACUUCUGCCAGCCCACGUUCCUGAAGCAGGCUGGGGUGGACAACCAGGCCUACAGCCAGGAGGAGAUUGUGAGAGGAAACCCAGGAGACCUCAGCUACUCCCCGUACUCCUCUCACUUCCAGAUGAAGACCAUGGAACCCCAGAGUGAUUUCUCCAUCCCCCGGCCCAAGGCCCGGACCAGCCCGUACCAGGACUACACCGGUGGGCAGGGCCCCAAGUAG